AUGACGCUGGUUUGCUGAGCCUCGGCGGCCAUCUUCUACAGCAGAAAUUUCUGUGUAACGACUAUAAGGAAGAGAAAGGGAAACGGUUUGACGUUAUUUUGAGAAGACAUAACGAAAAACCAAAUGUUCGGAAGGACUGUUUCGUAAUAAGUGGUUGGUUUAGUUUGAUAGGAGUCGAAUUUAAGUUCAAAUAGACGGAAAGAUGUCGGACGACGCGGCGAGGGAAGAUGCUUGCAGAGAGUAUCUGUCGUCCCUGGAAGAUUUGACUUUCAACAGCAAACCUCACAUCAACAUGCUGACCAUUCUUGCCGAGGAGAACCUGCACUUCGCCAAGGAUAUCGUCGCAAUAAUUGAAGCACAAAUCGCCAAGGCACCUCCAGCAGAGAAGCUUCCAGUUUUGUACUUAGUGGAUUCCAUAGUGAAGAAUGUUGGGGGCGAAUAUCUUGACGUUUUCGCUAAAAACCUAGUCUCUUCGUUUAUUUGUGUUUUUGAAAAGGUUGAUGAGAACACUAGAAAAAGUCUAUUCAAAUUGCGAUCCACCUGGGAUGAGAUUUUUCAGUUGAAGAAACUUUAUGCGUUAGAUGUCAAAGUGAAUUCUGUAGAUCCUGCAUGGCCAAUCAAACCACUGCCGCCAAAUGUGAAUGCCAGCAUCCAUGUGAACCCCAAAUUUUUAAAACAAACUGAGGAAGUAACAGCUCCAAGAGCCAAAACCCCACAACCUCUGAGCCACCCAGUGGUGAGUGAGAAGAAUUUGACCCAGGAGCAAGUAAUAAGGCAGCAGUUGCUUGCAAAGCAAAAGCAAUUGCUUGAGCUACAGCAGAAGAAGAUAGAGCUAGAACUUGAACAAACAAAAGCUCAACUGGCUGCUAAUCAGUUGGUUUCUACAACCAAUCCAUCCGUUAUUCCUGCAAACCAACCUAGUAUUGGGGUGAAAGUCAGUCCACUGACCACUACACAACCAAUUAAACCCUAUCUACCACCACCCUCUGACACCAAGGUUCCCACAAGAGACCCCCGCUUGAUCAGAGGAAGUCAGGCCACUGGCUUUGUGAAGGAGCAAGUGCCAAAUAAAAAGGACAGUCGUGGAUUUGGAACUGCCGCACACCCGUCAGAUAAGAAAGCAAAUUUAUCAACUGACAAGCAAAAUAAACUAGAAAAGACAAAAAUCCCUAAAAAGGAAUUUUUAUCUGAGGAAAAGCCUAAAUCAAAAUCUCCUUCCCCUUCGACAAAAGGGGUUCAAGGAAAAAAUAAAACCCCUGAACUUGAAAAUGUUAAAGCGACAGAGGUCAACAAGAGGGACCCGAGGUUACGAAAACAUCUCCAUGAUAAGACUGAUGUGAAAGAGGAAGAUGUUAAAGAAAAGAAAAGGGGUUCUGACAAAAAAGAGAGGGAUGACUCCACCAAAGCCUUGGAGCACAGAUCAUUAGGCACCAGAAGUAAACUUGCAAAUGGUUCGGUUAACAAGCAUGAACCUCUGGAGAAACUGGACUCCAAACCAACUAAAGGCAAUGCAAGGAAAAGAUCUCGCUCAAGGUCUCGUUCACCUGUGCUGCACUCUCCGAAAAGGAAAGACAGACGGUCUCCAAAGAGGAGAACCAGAAGCAUUUCUUCAUCUCCUCCAAAGUUUGGGAAGGGAAGGCAAGCCGUAGGCAAACACGCACACACAGAAGACUUUCCACAGCAUGGUAAUAUAAGGGAAGAAAGAAGCACUCCCAAAAAGAGCACAAGCGAACCAAGGAGGACCAAACGGUCACUGGAGGAAAGGCCUGUUGAAGCAAGAGAAUCUCAUUCACCGAGAUUACCUUUAGAAACUAAAGAAAAUGCCAAGAGGUGGCGAAGUGGAUGGGAGGAAAACAAACGCCUGAAACAGCCUGAAGAGAGCCUUCCACAUGGAAAAUCAGGACAAAGACACAAAGCAUCUUGGUCAAGCAGUCCGAGAGUUACCACACCUCGCACACCAAAACAGCAUCGCCUCAGCGUCGAUGCCAACCUGCAAAUACCAGAAGUGCUUAACUCUGCAAGUAAACAUGACCUUCUGAAAAAGGCUAGCAAAAGACUUGCUGAUGGUGAAAUAUCCCACGAUGACUUCCUUGGUGUGGCCCAUCAAAUCAAGCAGCUUUUUCAGUACCAAGAGGAAAAGCAAAGAUCUGACUCUUGGGAAGGAAGUGAAGACGGACAGCCUGUGAGCAAAAAGAAGCCCUUGCUGGCCACACCCCCAUCGCAGCAGGGGAAUCUGUCCGAUGCUGAAAUUACUUACUAUGAGCAUAAAGCUAAGUUGAGAAGAACCCAGGUCCAGCGUCAAGGUAAUGAUGUUUGGGAUGCAGACGACAGCUUCUCGAGUGAGGAGGCGGUUGUGAGAGAAAUUGAGUUCCCCAAAGGACACCCCGGAACAAGGACUGGGGAUAGCCACUUUAGAAAACAUGAUGAGGGUACUGAAGGACCUGUGUGUACCUCCCCUAUAAAGAGUAACAGGCCAGAAGGACCUAAGCGUUCCCAAGAAAAUAAAGUCAUGUUUGAAGAGCAUGCUACUUUAGAUGUUAAUAAAGAUUUGCCUAGUAAUAAAAGGGGAGUUCUCAGGCUGAAAGGACAGCCUGGACAGGAUUACAGGAAGAGAGGUGAUCCUCGUGAAUAUAGUGAUGAAAGACUAAAGGUUAAGAUGGAAGGUGGAAGAGAUAAUCACUCGCCAUACAGUGAGAGACUGCAACUUCAGAGGCCACCACAUGAGGAAACUGAUCAAGGAAAAAGUAGCUUGGAAUCACAGAAGAGAUAUGGAGGAGUAAAUGAAGCCAUAAAGCUUGAAGAUUCUGCAAACCAGCCAUGUUCAAGGCACGAUGAGCUUAGAAAAAAUGAUAGACCUUCAAAUUCUGGUCUGUUGUACAAAAACUCCCCAAGUCCUGUCAAUUUUGAGAGCCUUGCUGGAAAAUCACCUGUAAGAGGCUUUGACAGUUCAUCCUGCUUAGAUGUAGAUAGCCACCCAAUGACUGUACGGGAACCCAGCCCUAGUCAGAGAUUUGACAUUCCCUCCAGCUGUGAGCAUCCCAUUACGGGAUCUGAGGGUGAUGUUCCACUAAGUGUGGAGGUCCCUCCUAGACAUGAUAUUCCAUCAGGACCAGGCAGAAGUGGACAGCCAAGCCAGAUGCUGUGUGAAGCUUCCGGACAGACACCGCCUCAUUCUUCAGAAGGUCCCCUUUCACAGUCUGGCUUAUCACGAUAUGAUGGUGGAAAACACCCACAGAGGUUUGAUGGGCCUCAAGGUCCAAAGCCUAUGAUUUUUGAUGGCCCGAGUCAUAUGGGCCAGCCGAGGAUGGACGGACCGUCAAGAUCUCAUGUACCAGGCAGGUUUGAUGUGAAUCCCGGACCAGGACGAUUUGAUGGACCGUCUGGGCCUCAUAACACUUCAAGGUUUGAUGGACAACAUACGCCGGGCCAAAGUAGAUUUGAUGGGCCUCAAGGGCCUGGAAGAUUCAAUGGCCCACAUUUACAUAAGGGUCCAGAGAGGUUUGAUGGUCCUAGUAGAUAUGACAGUCCAUCUAUGCAACCUGGUCCUACAAGAUUCAGUGAACCACAGGGUCUUGGAAGAUUUGAUGGAUCACACAUUCAACAAGGUACAAGCAGAUUUGAUGGACCAGCCGGACAGCAGCCUCCAGGCAGGUUUGACAGCCAAGGUCCAAUCCGAUUUGAUGGGUCGCAGAUGCAGCCUAAUAGAUUUGAAGGGCCAUUGAGAUAUGAUAAUCCCCAAAUGCCACAAGGUCUUGCAAGAUUUGAAACGCCAGUGCGGUUUGGUGGCCCACAGGUUCAAGGACAAGGGCCUGUUCGAUACGAUGGGCCUCAACCUGGACCAGUGAGGUUUGAUGCGUCUAUUAAUCAGCCUGGUACUAUGCGAUUUGAAAACUCUCAAGGACAACUGGGACCUAUGAGAUUUGAUGGGCAAGGUAUGUCACGAUUUGACUGUCCACCCGGUCAGCAACCACCUCCCAGGUUCUGUGGCCCACAAAGUUUGCAAAACCAAAUGCGACCACAAGGCCCGCCUAUGUUUGAGACACCACAGGGUCCGGGACCUCUGACUAAUCCUGUCAGCCAGCAGCCAGCAAAUUUCAACAUGCCCAAUCACAGGUUUUCUGAACCAUUAAACAUGUUCAGCAGUGCACCACAGCCUUUUCAAGGACAACAAAAUAUGUCUCAAGGAGCAAAUUUCAGUGUCUCAGCUGUUCCUGGACCUUCUGCUUUCUCUAAUACAUAUGUCAGGCCUGUUGAAUCUUUUUACAACCCUGGUGCUCCGGUUGUCUCUGUUGGAAGUUUGAAUCCUUCACUUCCGGUGGGAAAUGUUCCUCAGCCUAUUAAUAUGCUGUCUGGUCUUGGAAAAACGCAAUUGUCAGCUCCUUACAGCCAAGGACAGCCCUUCAUACCAACACAGAACACUGUGCCUUUCAACCAAGCAGGUCCACAAGAAAGUCAUUUUGGACAGGUUGAUGUUAACGACCUGUUAUCAAAGCUGAUCUCUACAGGAAUAAUAAAACCACCCCAGACAGACACAGCUCCAAACGAGUCAACUGCACCCACUCCAGUGCAGCCACCAGCUGAAGAGGAGGAGGAAGAGGAGCAAGAAGAUGAUCAUGAUAUCCCUGAUCUCACUGGCUUUGUUAUUGAAGACAUGAAACAGAGAUAUGAGAGUGUUAUCACUAAACUGUACACUGGAAUACAGUGUUACUCUUGUGGGAUGCGUUUCACUGCUUCACAAACGGAUGUAUACGCUGAUCACUUGGAUUGGCAUUAUAGACAAAACAGAUCAGAGAAGGACAUCAGCAAAAAGGUCACGCACAGAAGGUGGUACUACAGCCUUACGGACUGGAUUGAAUUUGAGGAAAUUGCUGACCUUGAGGAGAGGGCAAAGAGUCAGUUUUUUGAGAAAGUCCACGAGGAGGUGGUGCAGAAAACUCAGGAAGCUGCGAAAGAGAAAGAAUUCCAAAGUGUCAAAGCAGCUCCAGCUGUUGUCGCUGAGUCCUGUGAAAUCUGUCAGGAGCAGUUUGAGAUGUACUGGGAAGAGGAGGAGGAAGAGUGGCACCUGAAAAAUGCAAUCCGUGUUGAAGGGAAGACAUAUCACCCGUCGUGUUACGAGGACUACAAAAAUACGUCUUCAUUCGUGGACUGCACUCCGUCCCCCAGCAAAGCUCCUGUGGAAAACCCUUUAAAUUUGUUUAUCAAACAAGAGAAUGAUGACCAGUCCACCUGUUCCAGUAUUAAACAAGAGACAGACACGCAGAGCGGCUCUGCCGAAGAAAACAUAGAAGAUAAAGUUCAGGUUCAUUCAGAGGCUGAAAAACAAGUCAGUGCAAUUAUUUUUUAAAAAAGGAUGCUGCUUUUUCUCUCCCCCACUUUUUUUAUUGGUGAGACAGUACUGUAAUUUCAUUUUGUAAAGAAGAGAGAUAUUUUUUAUAUUGAUAAGCUCUGAGGCCGGGCCCUCAGCUAUGCAUACAUUAAAUACAUUUUUGUAUUUGGUAUUGCCUGUGAAAUUCAGGUGUUUUUGCUGUGUGAAUGCUCCUUGAAAAUGUACCUUGGGAAAAAAUGUAUGUAUAAAAUUUAAUUUAUAUAAAUAAAGCUAUUUUUGCUAUUCUUUGUGUAAUGCUGGUAAAGGGUAUUCUACUAGCAUCCCUGAUGCAAGCAUUGUUUUCCUGACAGAAAAUAUUUGUAAAAAAUUGCAUUUGGGUUUUUUUCAAGAAGGCUUAAGGUUGGGCUAACUAAUAGGACAAAACAUAUAAAAAUGAAUAGCAUUUAUUUUCUGUUAUACGACUUGAGAGGAAGAUUUUUCUUUUUGGGUAGCGGUGUACAAAAGGUAAGGUGUGACCUAAACAUUUUUUUUUUAAAUAAAAUUUGAAGUGUAAAUAAUACAGAUUCUUUAACAAGUUGGGUCUCCCUGAGUUUUUUGGAUUCCUCUGCGGUACAGGUUUUUAUAAUUGCGGUGUGUUCAUUUAAAUUCUAAACAUUUUCAGGGUUGUUUUUUUUUUCCUCCUUCCAGAGGGUUGAUGAAAAAAAGCAGAUCUGCUUGAUAAUACUGGAUUCAAUAAAAUAUAUAUAAAAAUUAGUUUGACUCUGUGUGAAAUGUAAUGUGGUGUGUUUUUUCUGGCCCCGUACAUGCUCCGCUCGUUUUUCCAUUGAUUUGAUUUUGUCUUAAUGGUUCUAAUGAUAAAUAAAAAAAAUAACAUUUAAACUU
Anguilla anguilla (European eel) is the source of this 6208-nucleotide messenger RNA. RefSeq names its product PCF11 cleavage and polyadenylation factor subunit (gene pcf11). NCBI's taxonomy places the organism in Eukaryota, Metazoa, Chordata, Actinopteri, Anguilliformes, Anguillidae. The record is from RefSeq and is a predicted model, not a curated record. Gene Ontology annotation, molecular function: ubiquitin binding; phosphatidylinositol binding; RNA polymerase II complex binding. The transcript is spliced from 16 exons. Bases 203 to 5344 code for a protein of 1713 amino acids. Gene Ontology annotation, cellular component: cytoplasm; mRNA cleavage factor complex. Gene Ontology annotation, biological process: termination of RNA polymerase II transcription.